UUAAUUCAAUUCGGAUCGGCUGUUGAACCCAUAAAUUUGGUGAUCCAAUAUAAAUAAGGUUUAGGUUUUCUGACGGAGAUAACUAACAAGUUAGGGUUCAAAAAUUGGGUCGCCGCUGAUGGAUAUACGAGAAGAAGAAACGGGAGAUGGGGAGAGAAGAAUACAAUCCAAAGAAGAGGAGAGUAUUGGUAAGUUUGUCGAGCUGAUUCUUGAUCUGAAUCCUGAGAUACUCUUGAGACUGCCCGCUAAAUCUGCCGUAAGGUUCCGUUGCGUCUCGAAGCUAUGGUCGUCCAUCACUACUCGUCCAGAAUUCAUCAGAUCGUUCGCGAUCCAGUCUUCAAAACAGCCGUGUCUUCUUGUCUGCGUCGAUGCAAGGGCAAGCAACAAGCGCUUAUUUAUCUCUCUGCCCCAACAUGAUGUGCAUCCGGAUGAAUCUUACUCUUAUGUGGUCCGUGUGGACCGUUUGGACCGUUAUGAGGUAAAUGCUCUUGUUGAAUGCCAACCAAUGUCCGAAUCUGUCCACGGCUUGGUAUGUUUCGGGAAUUGUAACAGGAUAGUAGUUUGUAAUCCUUCGAUGAGACAACAUGUUACCUUACCCAAACCCGAACCCAGGGUCAAGUCUAUACGUAGCUGUUUAGGAUACGAUCCAGUCAGCGAUAAGUAUAAAGUAUUGUGCAUCUCAGGCAAAAGAUUCCAAGAUCCUCUUGUUUUCACAUUGGGACCUCAAGAAUCAUGGAGAGUGACCCAAAAUAGCCCUAGACACUUCCCUACAUAUGCCAUGGGACGAAUAGGUAUAUGCAUCAACGGGCAUGUGUAUUAUCAAGCAACGAUACCUUAUAAAGUGGAUAACAGUUACAAAGAGGAAAAAUUGAUUAUGAGCUUCGAUGUGAGGUACGAAAAGUUCAGCACAAUAGAAAAACCAGCUGAUCCUACAGUAGAUGGCAAAUUUUUGCUCAACUAUGAAGGAAAAUUAGCAUGUGGUUGCACCGGCUUCUCUUCUAUAAGGUUUUGGGUUUGGGGGGAUGGGGAGAAACAAGAAUGGUCGCUUAGAAACUUUAUUUUGCCUUUUCCAGGCUUUCGUCAAAGGGACCCGGUCUUUGGAUGUUUACUGGAGCUGAAGGGUGUUACUCAUGAUACUGGUGAGUUCAUUUUUGCAAUGAUGGUUGAUGCAUUUUGUGUUCUAUAUUAUGAUCCAAAGAGAGAGCGUGCAAGGUGGAUCGAAUAUGAUGAAGGCAUUGGAGAGCAAGAAUUCUGGAUUCGUAACGGAAUUUUACGUGGCACCUAUUACUGUCACGAUUGGUUUCCCAAUCACAGUGAGAGUCUCAUGUCUUUGGAUAACGUCCUUUGCUCAGUGGCGGACCUACAUGGAGUCUUGGGCCGGUCGGGUCAUCCCGGUUAAAUUAAAAGUUAGCAUUUGGACUUAGUAACGCCUUUUAUUAUUGAAAAUUUGGUUGAAAGUUAAAUUGUUUUCCCUUCCAAUUCACGUUAGAUGCUUUCCAGUGACCCCUUUUCUCAUUUUUUAUUUUAUUUUAGUAACUUUUGCAAAGACUAAAUAGUGGAUCAUGGAUCAUACAAAGAUCAG
This is a messenger RNA of Raphanus sativus (radish), 1582 nucleotides long. Its product is annotated as putative F-box protein At4g21240. The record is from RefSeq and is a predicted model, not a curated record. The transcript has a single exon. Gene Ontology annotation, molecular function: protein binding. The coding region runs from base 119 to 1399 and encodes 426 amino acids. Lineage: Eukaryota; Viridiplantae; Streptophyta; Magnoliopsida; Brassicales; Brassicaceae.